This is a messenger RNA of Homarus americanus (American lobster), 1679 nucleotides long. RefSeq names its product zinc finger protein 664-like. The record is from RefSeq and is a predicted model, not a curated record. The coding region runs from base 194 to 1414 and encodes 406 amino acids. Lineage: Eukaryota; Metazoa; Arthropoda; Malacostraca; Decapoda; Nephropidae. The transcript is spliced from 2 exons.
UCUGUUCAUCAGCUGUCAGUCUCCCCCCCAAAACAAAAUGGCUUCACGUUGUCUCCACUGCCUCUAGCCAGCUGCAAGUUACGAUGCCUUUCCUUCCCUCACACCUCCUUACCGACCAUAUUUAUAAGGAAUGAAAUGGGACUCGUCACUUUCCCGAGUAAACUGCAUUUUAGAUGCUGAUCUUCAGCCUUAAAUGUCUAGCACAGGCAAAAUGUCACGUACAACAGGGGCCUCCACGAGCAAGCAGAAUGGUGGGGCAACACUCUACCAGUGUGAUGUUUGUGGCAAGGACUUUCCUUUUAAAGUUGUACUUGAUAUGCACAAAAAAGAUCACACAUUUAAGAAUGUUUUCAAGUGUCACAUCUGUGGUGUGUCGUACCCCAAGAAGAGUCAGCUGGACAUGCACUACAGGAAGCACACGGGGGAGAGACCGUUUAAGUGUGACGAGUGCGACUCUUCGUUCAUGAACAGCAGCAACCUGCAGCGUCACAAACGUAAACACGUCUGUAAGCGGCGCUACGACAGCGACGAGUGGGAGGCGGCUUACACCCUGAGUGACAACUUGAGUGCGGAGAAACGCGCCAAAAACACCGCGGAGGAAGACGGCUCGGAGAACCCCUAUGCCUGUACUGAAUGUGGUGAGACUUUUGCUAAAAUGAACACCCUGAUGGUUCACAAAAGAAAGCACUCCGGCGACCGGCCCUUUGGCUGCGAGGAGUGCGGGGCCAUGUUUGCCGUACGUGCUAGCCUGGACUACCACAAGCUGAAACACUCGGGAGGUGAGUCGUCCUACUGGCACAACGUGUGCGACAUAUGCGGCGAAGCCUUUACCUCUAAGGACGGUCUUAUGCAGCACCAGAGAAAACACACUGGUGCCCGGCCAUUUAACUACGACAGGUACUUUGCAGCGUUCUCUAGUUCUGGCGACGGAGCUCCUCUGGACGCCGGCCUGCAAGUGUCUGGACAGCAGAUUGGUGCACAGCAGGCAGGUGCACAGCAAACAGCAGUGCAGCAGGUUCCUGGACCAGAGCAGCAGCAACAGCUUCCAACACACCAUCAGCAACAACAACUACAACACCAUCACCAACUACAACAUCUUCCAAACCAGCAGCAGCAGUAUCCCCAGCACAUACACCACCAACAAGGAGAGCAAGAAUCAUCAGAACUAACCCUGCAGCUGCAUGAGUUACAGCCGUCUCCCCAGCUGCACCAGUUAGGGACCCAGGGCACUCCACAUCUGCAGAUACCUUCAGCUCUCGGGGGUCAACAUGCCUCUCAGGGGUACGUAGCCCAGGUGAGCCAGGAGCAGGUGGUUCCUGGACCUAUGGGGCCUCAGGCCUUACCAGUGCAGCAAGCUAAUGGUGAAAUGGUUAACUUACAGGGCGUCAGUAUCAAGGAAGAGCCACGUGAAUGACUGACCCUCAAGUUCUUGUGUGAAGGAAGAACCUCGUGAAUGACUGACCCUCAAGUUCUUGUGUGAAGGAAGAACCUCGUGAAUGACUGACCCUCAAGUUCUUGUGUGAAGGAAGAACCUCGUGAAUGACUGACCCUCAAGUUCUUGUGUGAAGGAAGAGCCACGUGAAUGACUGACCCUCAAGUUCUUGUGUGAAGGAAGAACCUCGUGAAUGACUGACCCUCAAGUUCUUGUGUGAAGGAAGAACCUCUUGAAUGACUGACCC